Molecule: messenger RNA, 1491 nt
Organism: Cuscuta campestris
Lineage: Eukaryota; Viridiplantae; Streptophyta; Magnoliopsida; Solanales; Convolvulaceae
Source: the annotation of a GenBank genome assembly
AUCAUAACUCUCAUUUUUUUUUAUUCAAACAAAAAAAAACAAUACCUAUCUAGAGAGAGAGUGAGAGAAAAUACUCACUCAUCUCUUUCUUUUUCCCUAUUUACUAAAAACCCAAACCCUAAUUUAAACAAAAAAAAAAAGGAUGAUGAUGAGCAGCAUCAGAUCCGCAGUGUCCACUCUCAUGCCCAAACAAAAACUGCCAAACUCAUUCCAGUCUUACCUCCACAGCUCCGGCGGCUUCAACCUCGGAAUCCUCCACCCUCCCCACAACCCCCGGAAGGACAAGCUCCUCGUCGUCUUGGGUACCACCGGCGCCGGCAAAUCUAGACUCUCCAUCGACCUCGCCUCCCGCUUCUCCGGCGAGAUCAUCAACUCCGACAAAAUGCAGGUCUACCGCGGCCUCGACGUCCUCACCAACAAGGUCACCAAUGACGAGCGCCGCCACGUCCCCCACCACCUCCUCGGGGUCGUCGACCCCGCCAAGAACUUCACGGCGAAGAACUUCUGCUUCGCCGCGACGGAGACGAUCAAGUCGAUCACCGCCCGGGGCCACCUCCCGAUCAUCGCCGGCGGCUCCAACUCAUUCAUCGAGGCUCUCAUGGAUGACAAGGACUGCCGGUUGAGGUCCACGUACGACGUCUGCUUCCUCUGGGUCGACGUGUCCAUGCCGGUUCUCCACUCAUUCGUGUCGGACCGGGUGGACAAGAUGGUUGACCGCGGGUUGGUCGAAGAGGCCCGGUCGGCCUUCGACCCCAAGAAUGGUGACUACUCCACCGGAAUCCGGAAGUCGAUCGGCGUCCCAGAGUUCCACCGCUACUUCCAAGCGGAGGAAACGGCGGAUGCCGGCACCCGCGCCGCCCUACUCAAAGAGGCAAUCGACGAGGUGAAGGUGAACACGUGCGUCUUGUCGAGUCGGCAGUUGGAGAAGAUAAAACGGCUGAGGGACGUGCGGGGGUGGAAGUUGCACCGGGUCGACGCCACCGAGGUGUCCCGGAUGAAGGCGGCCGGCGGCGGCAAGGACAAGGAAAUGUGGGAGAAUCAGGUGGUGCGGCCCAGCGCAACAAUCGUGACGAGAUUCCUACACAACAGGUUCGGGUCGCUGAUCUAUGCAGAUGCCGCCACCGCCAUCAGACCGCCGGCCGUAGGUAUGGGCCUGGCGGCGGCGACUCACUGAGUUCAACUGAUAUUCCCUUACCAUAUUUUUCGACUUAUGAAACCCCGAAAAGCCACCCAACCCUACCCCUUUUCACUUCCUUUUUUUACAUUGUGAUGUGACAAAGCCAAUUUUUGGGAAGUUAAGGGAAGGAUAGAACGUGGUGUGUACGUCCUCAGGUGAAAACUAAGCGAAAUUCACUUUUUUUUUUCCUUUUUUUAGGGGGGGGGGGCUCCAUCAUAUUUGUAAUUUGUAAUUUGUUUAAUAAAUCUUACGGAGUAUAUUACAACAUAAAUUUCAUUUCUACUCGUGUGAUGAAAUAAAAGGUUCGGAAAUUU